UUAUCUCCUGAUCAUCAUUUGUUUCUGAAUAGGUCAGGAUAUUUAUUGUUCUUGGAUGAUAUUUUCAACUAUUUGAGCGAAAAUGGAAAUGUUUCUGAAAAAUGCUUGAGCGAUACUUCUCAGCUGUUGUCACUUAUCCGAAAUGGCGAUACCAAUGCAUUAAAAUGGUACGAUUCAAAUGGAACCCCAAUCCCUGGCAUGCUAGAAGGAGGCGUAUUCUUUAUUGGAUACUAUUCACAAUGUGUACAUUCUUUAAUACAGAGAAAAGAUGAAUCUUCUUUACGAGGGCAGUAUUGCUUAGUGAAUUUAGACUUUUCAAACUCUUCAAACAAUGAGUUUAUACCUGAAGCAUCAUGGCUUAUUCUUACACAAAGUAAAAAGCCUCCAACUAUUGCCGUUUGUAUGCCCUCUACAUGCACUGAGGAGGAGUUGGGUAAUGCUGUUGCACAAAGUUUAUCCAUCCAUUUUGAAACUGUAAAAGGCAAAGUCUCAUUAUGUCAUGGAGAUGUUACUGGUCUUUCAUCUGAUGUUGGAGCAGUGUCAUUUUUAGUAAUAUUCUCCAUAUUUUGUACAAUUGCAUUUGUGGCUACUGCAUAUGACUUCUUUGUUGAGCGAAAGAUUUCUGUUGAUAAUGCUGCUAAAACUGUAUCAACUGAAUUGCUAUGUGAAAAAAGCAAUAAAGAGCCUGGAAUAUUUCUGCGAUGUCUUUUAGCAUUUUCCUUCAAAACAAAUGCUCGAAAAAUCUUCAGCGUUGGAGGAGGAGGAGAAAAUAUACGUUCUCUUCAUGGCUUAAAAUUUUUAAGCAUGGUUCUGAUCAUCUUAGGGCACACUUACUCUUUUGCAACGCAAAAUGUAUACUUCCAAAACCCUGGUGUAGCUUUUCAGGCUCCUAAAGGUUUUGUUGCUCAGGUCUUUGCAAAUGGAACUUUAGCUGUUGACACAUUUUAUCUUAUUAGUGGUGUUCUUGUUGCAUAUGUAGUGUUAAAAGGUUUGGAGAAAACAAGUGGAAAAUUGCCUCUUUUAUGGUUCUACUUUCACAGAUAUUUCAGGUUGACACCUCUAAUGAUGAUGGUUAUAUUCUUCUGUGCUUGUCUUUUGAGAUACAUUGGUUCUGGACCCAAUUGGCUUGCUACAAUUCAGAUGUAUGAUGCUUGGUGUAAAGAUAAUUUUUGGACAAAUGCUUUGUAUUUGCAUAAUUUCAUCAAUUCUGAUACCAUGUGUUUGAGUCACACAUGGUAUUUGGCUACAGAUAUGCAAUUUUACCUUGUUGUUCCUCUGAUAUUGAUACCAUUGUUCAAAAAUUUAAAGUAUGGCCUGGUUUCAAUGCUUGUGUUUCUGAUGGCAACUACCAUAGCCACAGCUGUAAUUACUGCGAUAAAUCAUCUUCCUGCAAUACCUUAUACAAAUGAUGUGUUGCCAUUAGAACUUGUUAACAAGUACUAUAGAGAAGUUUAUAUUAAACCUUACUGCAGAAUGGGUCCAUACAUUAUUGGAAUUGCUGUUGGCUAUUUUCUAUUGCAUAAGAAGGAGCUUGUCCUGAAAAAGAAAAUUGUAGCAUUGCUGUGGUUUUUAAAUGUCUUGUUUGGUUUGGUUAUCAUAUAUCUAAUGUGGCCAGCUAACCAAGGGAAACUUCCUUCAAAUUCAGAAGCAGCAGCUUACAGUGCACUUGCCCGAACCGCAUGGGCUGUGACCUUAGGGUGGCUAACAAUUGCAUGUGUCUACGGGUAUGGUGGCAUCAUCAAUUCUGUAUUGGCUUGCUCAAUUUUUGUACCUUUAAGCAGGCUAACUUACUGUGCUUAUCUCAUACAUCCAGUUAUAAUGAAUGCAUAUUAUGGAUCCAUGGAAGCUGUAGUUCAUUUUUCACAGUACUUUAUUUUAUAUACCUUCCUAGGAAAUUUGUGCCUCACUUAUGCAAUCUCCAUCUUUUUAUCAUUGCUGUUUGAAUCUCCAUUUGUUGCACUGGAAAGAGCACUCUUACCGAAGAAGUCUUGAAUAUAUGCAUCAUUUGAACUCAUUUUCAUAACUCAAUAAAUU
Uloborus diversus is the source of this 2034-nucleotide messenger RNA. Its product is annotated as nose resistant to fluoxetine protein 6-like. The record is from RefSeq and is a predicted model, not a curated record. Lineage: Eukaryota; Metazoa; Arthropoda; Arachnida; Araneae; Uloboridae. Gene Ontology annotation, molecular function: acyltransferase activity, transferring groups other than amino-acyl groups.